This is a messenger RNA of Penicillium atrosanguineum, 2490 nucleotides long. RefSeq names its product DUF3433 domain-containing protein. The transcript is spliced from 2 exons. The coding region runs from base 1 to 2490 and encodes 829 amino acids. NCBI's taxonomy places the organism in Eukaryota, Fungi, Ascomycota, Eurotiomycetes, Eurotiales, Aspergillaceae. The record is from RefSeq and is a predicted model, not a curated record.
AUGUCGAACCAGGACUCUCCUAUGCGAAACUUCAGUCUACGAAACGUCAACUCAAGCAAACCUCAGCUUUAUCGAACAAACUCACAACAGUCCAUUGCUGCAUCGGACGACUACUAUUCUUUCUCGGAUCGAGCUGGGUCGUCAAGUCCAGAUAGCCGUGUAACCGCAAUGCGUUUCGCAACGCCAAACGAACGGUCUCCUCAGCCCUCUCCGUCCUCUUCGCACCGGAGACAGCUAGCUAGGGGACCCUCAAUGAUUCAAGACUACCAACAGACCCCUCAAGUCCUAGGGUCUCCACGCCCAGGAACCUCGAGUACAGUUCGCUCCGGCGAAGACAGAGUCGCUCGCAUCAGCCCCAAAUCAGAUGAGACAAUUCGACAAGUGCCUCCCAGCCGCGAGUACGCUGGAAGGGAGCCGACUCCUGGACUUGAUGACUCGCCCUAUGUUCGGUUCGCAAUCGAUCAGCUCACUGCCGAUGAACAUGCUCAAGGGCCCCAGCGAAUGGAUUCCGUCUCCACGAACACAACGAAUGACUACACUGGUGAGCGACUUGUGUGGGAUGAGAGCUUGGGUUAUUUCACUCGCGCUCGAACUCCAAUCCGACACAUGGAAGUGCCCGAGCGACCAAAGUACAAGUCACCCUCACCGCAAGCACUUCCUCAGAGACCCAAUUCGAUCGAUCCAGAGUCUUUUGUAGCUGUUGAUGCGCCAGAGGACAGCCUCAUGUAUCCUCCGCUGGACUAUCUCCCGAUGAUGCUACGGGCCUGGGCUUUGGGUGGAGUGAUUCUCUGCUGCCUGCUCAUGAUCGCUGGUAUUGCAUUCUGCAAUAUCUGGUCUCAUCGCCAUCAAGGAAUUUGGGACUACACUGGCCAGGGUGAUUCCCGGUACUUUGUGAUGGAAUUCCUUCCCCAAAUUCUGGCUGCACCCAUCAUUAUACUCAAUCUUAUGGUUCAGUCCGCUGUUUAUCGAACUGCGCCAUUUGCCAUCAUGGCAGCUAACCGCCAAAUCGGUUAUGUCUUGCAGGGCUUGCCCAUCCUCCCUCGUAACUUUGUCUUCCCCGAUCUCUCGCACUUUCGGUAUGGGGAGGCUCUCUUUGGCUUCUCUAUGUUUACGAUUUGGCUAUCAAACUUUUUCUCUAUCCCACUCUUGAGCUGCUUGUUUCAGGCAAAGUUUUAUGACGUGGACGGCGAAGGAGUAUGGAGAUGGGCGUCUGUACAAUCGGUGGGAUGGACUUUGAUAGCUUCAUAUGGUCUCCUGACGAUUGGGCUGAUUGGGCUCCUCCUUCGAUUCGUCUUCCGAUGGACCGGCUUGAUGUGGGAUCCGGUUUCCCUGGCAGAUCUGAUCUCCAUCAUUCAACGGUCCAAUAUCCUCCAUGAUUAUGAGCACUCGGAAACCGUUCCGAAAGUUAAAGAAUCACUGGACCCUCGCAUUCUUCGCCUCGGCUACUGGAAGCUGUCAAUGAAGCCCGAGGUUUUCUACGGCAUUGGGGAAAUGGAUGCUCCCAUUCGCACACCCUCCCUCCACCAAACCGAAAAGGGCAAAGACAAGCAGCCCCAUGGCCUCGCCAAGGUCACUUUUGACCUCGAGCACGCCGGCGCUUUCGCCAAUGACCCAUUUGACCACCAUCUCUACUCUCCAUUCACCCGAUACCGCUGGACGCCAUGGUUCCUCCGCAAGGCUGCUGUCAUCACCUGGGUCAUCAUCGUCUUCGCACUCUUCAUCGCCUUUGUAACUGUCAGUUUCGUAAACGAUGCGGUCGAAGGAGGCUUCCCUCCCAAACUUCCAACGCUCCCCUCAACUGGUGCCUUCUCCUCCUCCAACUUCCUUUACAGCUUCAUCCCCGCAACCAUAGGCAACGUUCUCUUCCUCGCCUGGCAACCAAUUGACACCUACUUCCGCGCCCUCCAGCCUUUCGUCGAACUCUCUUCCCCUAACGGCACUUCCGCCGAAAAAAGCCUACUUCUCGCCUAUCCAUCUUCUGCCCCAAUCCAAGUCACCCUCCAAGCCAUCAUCAACGGCCACUACAAAGUCGCUUGGAUCUCCUUCAUGAGCCUUGUCUCCAUCGCCAUUCCUAUUCUCGCAGGUGGAGUCUUCGUCGCCCUCUGGUAUCCCACCAGCUCCGACGUUCGCAUCUCCGCCCUCAUGCCUGCCUUCUACGCCCUCGUCGCCUUCUGCGGCCUCUACGCCGUGUCCUUCCUAUCGAUCUGGCCAGGACGCCGCCGCUACCUCCCUCAUGACAUCAGUACCCUCGCCGACCUGAUGAGCUACUUCUACCAAUCCCCUCUCCUCGCGGAUAAACUCCUCCGCGAGCCACGCAGCAAAACCGACCUCGUUACGCGCCUGAUUGUAGCCCCGCCCUCCGAGCGUCUGCUGCCCAUGUACGGCUUCGGAAUCUACGUUGGUCGUGAUGGCAAAGAGCAUCUCGGUAUUGACCGUUUCCAUCGGCCUGGUCGGACCGAUAUGUUAAUUACGACGGGGACGAUGAAAUGA